AAUAGCGAGCACCAGGUAGUGCAAUCGUAGUCCUUCUUUUUCUUCUGAUUGGUUCUCGUCGUGGAAACGAUAGGAAGUUAGGAACAUUCACGCCGUCACAGAAAAUAUGAUCUAACAGGCCUUAACCAUUGAGUAGGCUUUGGUUUUAAGACUUCACCAACGUAACAUUGCAUAACAUAUCAGAAAAGAUCUUGACUCUAUUCAACAAACGAAUACAUAGCAUCGAAGAAGGCUGGAAUGAAACGGAACCGAGUGCGUGUGGAGAAGAUAUUAGAUACUGUUCAUCGAAGUAUAGUUUUGGGCUGUGUUGGAUUGACUGUGUAUGGUUUCUACCUCGCAGGUCUUCGAUUCCACAGAUACUAUACUGUCCUGAAACCAGCAGGAGACGAAAGAAGACGCCUGAAGGAGCUUGAGCUUCUUUCUGAGGGCCAAGAUAAAUCAGAGUUUCUUCUACCUGAGCCACCUCAAUUAGCAAAAGAUAAAUUUUAGUUGCAACCAGAACAUGAUCUGUGCACAUGCCAUGUUUUUGAGAAGGUCUUUUACAUCAAAGACUGUUCCAGAAGCACUCUGGAAAUUAGGAAGACUCAACCACAUUGCCAUAGCAACACCGGAUUUAGCUAAGUCUGCUUCACUCUAUAAGAACAUCCUGGGAGCUGAUAUCUCAGAGCCCCAACCUCUUCCUGAUCAUGGAGUUACAACCAUAUUUGUCAAUUUGGGCAAUACCAAACUAGAACUUCUUCACCCUCUAGGAGAAAAAUCCCCCAUUCAGGGAUUCUUGGACAAAAACAAAUCUGGAGGUCUUCAUCACAUCUGCAUUGAAGUUGACAAUAUUCAAAAUGCCAUGAAAGAGGUGAAAGCUAACGGUAUUCGCUGCCUAACAGAAGAACCGAAAAUUGGGGCCCACAAUAAACCUGUUGUGUUUCUUCACCCUAAAGACUGUGCCGGAGUUCUGGUUGAAUUAGAACAGUCAUAGGCAAGGCAUGAACAUUACACCUAAGUAUAAAGUAAAAUUCGUUUUCUGAUUAAUAAUUUGUCAUUGUGCACCUUGGAGCAAGUUGUGCGGAAAAUCGGAGUUUGUAGAGUAAAUGGAAAAACAGCUUAAA
Messenger RNA from Daphnia magna, 1103 nucleotides. RefSeq names its product methylmalonyl-CoA epimerase, mitochondrial. Bases 503 to 973 code for a protein of 156 amino acids. Gene Ontology annotation, biological process: L-methylmalonyl-CoA metabolic process. Gene Ontology annotation, molecular function: methylmalonyl-CoA epimerase activity. The transcript is spliced from 3 exons. The record is from RefSeq and is a predicted model, not a curated record. NCBI's taxonomy places the organism in Eukaryota, Metazoa, Arthropoda, Branchiopoda, Diplostraca, Daphniidae. Gene Ontology annotation, cellular component: mitochondrion.